Zymoseptoria tritici IPO323 is the source of this 1648-nucleotide messenger RNA. RefSeq lists its product as uncharacterized. NCBI's taxonomy places the organism in Eukaryota, Fungi, Ascomycota, Dothideomycetes, Mycosphaerellales, Mycosphaerellaceae. The transcript has a single exon. Bases 47 to 1648 code for a protein of 533 amino acids. Gene Ontology annotation, molecular function: metal ion binding. The record is from RefSeq and is a predicted model, not a curated record.
UGCAAGAAUACCCACCAAGCGAUUCUGGAACAUAUGGACUUAAGCCAUGAGUGGGUUUCAGUUCCCUCCGCCUCCUCCGCCGCCGCCGAGGAGCCUGCCGAAUUUUGAGGAUCAAUACAGCAACGCUGAUCCGAGCCGUGGACGUGGAAGAGGCAGAGGCAGAGGCCGCGGAGGGAACGAUGGUCGCGGUCGAGGCUCCCGAGGCGGAAGGGGCGGUAGUAGCAGUAAUCGUGGGAGCAAUCAGCAAAACUCUUCGAUGAACUCUCGCCCUCGCAGCGACAAUCCCGCAGUAUCACUUCCGCAAUAUGGAUCUCGCCUUCCCAAUCCGAUAUUUCCGCCCUCAUCAAUACCACCAUCAAUACCUCCUGGCUCGUAUGUAAAUCCUGCCUUCCAGUUCGGCGGUCUGGGCCUCAACCUGCCCUCGGAGUCUCCUCAAAGGACUUUCGCCGGACACAAGAGAAAACUGGAUGCCCUUCGAGAGCCAAAGCCUGUAGAAAGUCCCAACACGCCUGUCGCACCGUCUGUGCCAAGUUUUGGAGCGCCGAUCGUCCCCCUCAAGAUCGAUCGCUCUUCAGCUCUCCCCAGCAACGCUGGGCCGCCAAAGAAGCGAACGACAAACGUGCUGGGUCUGACACCUGCUGGCGAACAGCAGUACUCGUCUUCCGAAAGCGACCAUGAAGAUGAUGAAGUCGAUGAGGAAGCCAUGUUCGCUGAGCUGGGCACUACCUUGACAUUCGAGCACAAUGGGACGGUACUGUCACUCAACUCAGCUGCGGAUCUCGCGAAGUGGAAGAAGGAGAGAUCAAAGAACUUUCCAACCAAAGCUCGGACGGCUAUGAAGAUGGAUGAGAAGCGUCAAAUCGGAGGAGAAAGAAGACGACUUCUGGUACAGGCCAGUGACGCCCUACGAGAGGCUAGGAGACCAAAGAAGCAGCCACGAAAGCCAAAGGUUCAACCGGAGGUGAUGAAACCGUCAGUCGAACGCAUAUCGGAGACGAAGCUGGAGAAGGCGAAGAGAGAGCUAUCAACGCAGGCGGACAGACUUGAAGAGUUGCGGAAGAAAGUGGCAAAAAGCGAGGCGCUUGCAGUCCAGCUGAAGGCACAGAAGGCAGCAAGAGAAAUCUCUCAGGCAAAUCCGCCUGAAGCGGUCGCAGAAGCGGAAGACCGAGAAGAGAAGGAGGGCAAUAGUCCCGCUCAAGAUAACAACGACGAUGAAGAUGCCAACUCAUCGUCCUCGGAGUCAUCGGUCAUCAGCUCCGACUCCUCCGAUAGCUCGGACGACGACGACGAACCUCCCGAGCAGAUCUCCUCAAAACCACUUCCGGUGACAUCCGGCACAAAGCAACCGCUCUGUACCUACUACGUUGCAAGCGGACAAUGCAGGGAUGGUGAUGCUUGCAGAUUUCGGCACGAGCUGCCAGAGCGAGGCACCGGACAAGCGUAUCGCGAGUCUCAAGACCACCAGCAACAGCAGCGGCGGCAACCAAAACGCGAUCCGCACGCUCCGCCCGAGCUGGCCACGAUCGAUCGGAAGACCAUCUUUCAGCGCAUGAUGGAGCAGGAGCACGGAGGGGAAGAUCAGCUGGCGCUACAGGUUAUCAAGUAUCUGGGAAGGAUGAACUUCUUUGCAGAGAAACAUCAGGCGUGA